Molecule: messenger RNA, 810 nt
Organism: Notechis scutatus (mainland tiger snake)
Lineage: Eukaryota; Metazoa; Chordata; Lepidosauria; Squamata; Elapidae
Gene: FEV
Product: FEV transcription factor, ETS family member
Biological process (GO): cell differentiation; regulation of transcription by RNA polymerase II
Cellular component (GO): nucleus
Molecular function (GO): DNA-binding transcription factor activity, RNA polymerase II-specific; sequence-specific DNA binding
Source: RefSeq, a predicted model, not a curated record
GUGGCGGCGAUGGCAAUACAUAAUAAUAACAACCGCAGCCGCAGCCACCCUCUUCCCGGGGGAAGGCCAUAAUACCCCCCGCGGGCGCGGGGUGCGCGCAGAGCUGCCAUGAGACGCGGCGCGGCCCGGACCCUGCUGCUCAACAUGUACCUGCCAGAUCCGGUUGGGGAAACUUUGUUCAAAGAAGGCAAAACCCAGACGUGGGGCUCGCUGGGACCAGGGGUGCAGAAAGGCAGUGGGCAAAUCCAGCUGUGGCAAUUCCUCCUGGAGCUGCUUUCGGACCGGGCCAACCUCAACUGCAUUGCCUGGGAAGGUACCAAUGGCGAAUUCAAACUGCUCGAUCCCGAUGAGGUGGCCAGGCGCUGGGGCGAACGGAAGAGCAAACCUAACAUGAACUAUGACAAGUUGAGCAGGGCCCUGCGCUACUAUUACGACAAGAACAUCAUGACCAAGGUUCACGGCAAGCGCUAUGCCUACAAGUUUGACUUCCAAGGCUUGGCCCAGGUCUGCCAGCCAGCUACACCUGAUCACACCUUGUACAAAUUCCAGGCACCCCUUCCCUUCUCUGGCAUCUCUAAACUCAACAUCAUGGCUUCAGGAGUGACCCCCACCAGUUUCUCAUACUGGCCAGGCUCUGCCCCAGCCCUGUACCCCAGCCAUGGCUUGCAGGCUUCAACGCCCUUCAGCACCAUGGCAACAUCUCAUAUCAACAAUAUGAACAGCCAUUACCAUUAGACUUCUUCUGGUGAGGAGCUGGGAGGAUAAAGUUUGACCCCUAAAUUUCAGCUUAAGAUAUUUCCAGUGCAGAAA